AUGGUCAAGCCUUGUUCGAGGGAUGCUGCUUCAACGAAUGCAUCCAUGUGUCCGACUCCAAAUGGCGACGGCCUAGAGCUUGAGAAAUCAAAUAAUAACCUUAACAAUCUUCAACAACCAUCCAUUUCACUUACUGCACCUUCCGCAGAUGUUAUCGACGCAGGCUUGAAAAGUUUAGAUCACUGUGAGAUGGUUCAUAUAUUAGCAACUGGAGUCUUUUUAACAGGAUUCAUUAAGGAUAUGUUCUCACUACCCAGACCAUUAUCUCCACCUCUACAUCGUAUUACUAUGUCAGGAUCCGCCGCCCUCGAGUAUGGAUUUCCAUCGACCCAUUCUGCUAAUGCCGUAUCGGUGGCUGUGUAUGCGCUUUUCACUCUCCAUUCUCCAGAAUGUCAACUGCUUCCUACAACGAAACUAGCUCUGGAAAUUGUCAGUUAUUCGUACGCCUUGUCUAUUGUACUCGGACGGCUUUAUUGUGGUAUGCAUGGUUUUGUGGAUGUGAUUGUUGGGAGUAUACUAGGAGCUCUGAUAUCUGUCGUUGAGUGUGUGUAUGGAUCAACGAUUGAUAACUACCUUCACAGUAGUACAUGGAAGGCUCCUGUAACAAUCGCCAUUGUCAUUAUCAUUCUUAUAAGGGUCCAUCCCGAGCCGGCUGAUGAUUGCCCAUGUUUUGACGAUAGUGUCGCAUUUGCAGCGGUUAUGAUAGGAGUUGAACUUGGAGGUUGGCAUUAUGCUUCCGGUGGCUGGGCCUGGAAUAUCCCAGUUCCAGCAACUGUUCCAUUCGACCUGAACCACAUGGGUUGGACCGUUGUAAUUUUGCGAGUUCUCAUCGGUGUAUUGGUCAUUUUUGCUUGGAGAGAAGUCAUGAAGCCAACAUUGCUGAAGUUCCUUCCACAUAUUUUUCGGGCCUUCGAAAACACAGGUUUAAUCUUACCUCGAAAAUUCUUUAUGCCUGCUUCAGAAUAUAACAACAUUCCAUCGAGACUCAAGGUCGAUAAUGUCAUGCCAUCCGUAUCCGACUUACCAAGUUUGAUUUCAUCUAUACGACAUGUUGGACGGGGUAGGGCAGUAUCUGUUGGACCUCAAUCGGCUGCCGAUGCAUACGAAACUCUUGCUUAUCGAGAAAAGAGACGAAGAGAUAGUCUUACUGAUAUUUUCGAAGGGAUGAGUUCACGUCAAACAACCACGAAAGAAACGAAAGAUAGUUUUGAAUCUCAGCAACUGACCAUGGAUGGUGCCGUAACUUCCGGGAUGUCAUCGAUGCAUGGAGGCAUGAAUUUACUGACUCCAGCUCAAUCAAGAGUUGGUUCAUAUGAACAAAUGAUGGGGGCAGGACAUGUUAUGUACAAUCCAGGAUUAUCUACUCCAGGUCUUGAAGGGGAUAAUGCUGAAGAGGAGGAGAUUACUGUUGGGCAGGAAAAUGAGCUAGAUGAGACGGAGAUGUUCUCCAGACUAGAAAAACCUCGUGUGAGAUAUGAUGUUGAGGUAGUCACGAAGCUCGUAGUUUAUAGUGGCAUCGCCUGGUUAGCAGUCGAAGGUAAUCCUAUAAUUUUCGAAGUCAUCGGUUUAGGUAUGGGAGUACGAAUGUAUCAUGACGUAUACCCUAAGUCAUUAUGA
Messenger RNA from Sclerotinia sclerotiorum 1980 UF-70, 1617 nucleotides. RefSeq lists its product as hypothetical. The transcript is spliced from 4 exons. The coding region runs from base 1 to 1617 and encodes 538 amino acids. Gene Ontology annotation, cellular component: endoplasmic reticulum membrane. Gene Ontology annotation, molecular function: sphingosine-1-phosphate phosphatase activity. Lineage: Eukaryota; Fungi; Ascomycota; Leotiomycetes; Helotiales; Sclerotiniaceae. The record is from RefSeq and is a predicted model, not a curated record.